UCCAGGACCAGCGUUCUCUUCUGAGUCACGGUGCGACAAGCCAAGCUGCCUCUGUCACAAGGGGAAACUCGGGGAGAGGCAGUCGGUGGGAUCGUCCCCCUGUCAGAAAGAGUUCCUCGCCGAUCAACUACGACCUCAGCCUCAUUCUAAGAGGCCCACAGUUCCCCUCAGGCCUCCUCGUCAAGCACCUCACUCGACCAUGUCCCUAGCUGAAGCAAUCCGACUCUGGAACGAAGGUGUGAUCGCGGCGGACAAGAAGGAUUGGAAGGGAGCCCUGGAUGCCUUCACUGCCGUCCAAGAUCCCCAUUCCAGGAUCUGCUUUAAUAUUGGAUGUAUCCACCUGAUUCUGAAAAACCUGCCGGAGGCAGAGGAGGCCUUUGCCAGGAGCAUUAGUCGUGACCGGCAUUUAGCCGUGGCUUAUUUCCAACGAGGGAUGGUCUUUUACAAGACAGAGAAGGAUGACUUGGCCAUCAAAGACUUUAAGGAGGCCUUGACCCAACUGCGAGGGAACCAACUGAUCGACUAUAAGAUCUUGGGGCUGCAGUUCAAGCUCUUUGCCUGUGAGGUACUUUACAACAUCGCUCUAGUCCACGCCAAGAGGGCGGACUGGAAGGCCGCCGAGGAGACCUUGACACUUGCCGUGAGUAUGAAGACGGAGCCCAGGCACAACAAGAUCGACAAAGCCAUAGAAUCCAUCUUGAAACAGAGACUUUACGAGCCGGUGGUAAUCCCUGAGGGGAGGCUGUUCCGACCAAAUGAGAAGCAGGUGGCCCAGCUGGCCAAGAAGGACUAUCUGGGCAAGGCAACGGUCGUGGCAUCUGUGGUGGAUCAAGACAGUUUCUCAGGGUUUGCCCCUCUGCAGCCCCAGGCCACGGAACCUCCCCCCAGGCCGAAAACCCCUGAAAUCCUCAGGGCUCUGGAAGGGGAGCCUCACCGAGUCCUGUUCGAGUUUACCCCGGAGACGCCCCAAGAGCUCCAGGUCCUCCCUGGAAAUAUCGUCUUUGUCCUGAAGAAGGGAGCCGAUAACUGGGCCACAGUCAUGUUCAACGGGAAGAAAGGGAUUGUCCCCCGCAACUACUUGGAGCCACUUGAGCUCCGGAUCCAGUCUCAGCUUCAGACCCAGGAGGGAACCUCCCCAGAAUCCAACAUUCCUGCUCCACCCAGUUCCAACGCUCCAGAGAAGCCUCCAGCUCACAGCUCUCCUGCUCUUCAGGACAAGCAGCAGAAGGAGGAGCCAAAGAUGCUGACGCUGGACGUCCCCCCCGUCUACACCGUGAAGGUGCAUUACAGCUAUACCGUGGCCCUGGAGGUGCAGCCUGGACUCCGGUACCGAGAGCUUCUGGACAUGGUGUGCAAAAAACUGGAGCUGUCUCCUCUGCACACCAAGCUGAGCUACCGGCCUGCAGCGGGCAAGGAACUGGUCACCCUUAGCCAGGAAAACAUGAAGAUGGCAUGGAGUCAAGCUAAAGACUACUGUCUGACUCUGUGGUGUGACAACACGGCGGGUGAUCAAGGCGUGCCCCCUGAGCAAGACAACGUAGGAGAAAAAAGCGGGGCCGGAAACCAGGGCCCGGGGCCUCAGCAGAAGGAAGGAAACCAAGUGGUAGCGCUGUUCAGUUACCAAGCCACGCAACCAGAGGACCUGGAGUUUCUCGCGGGAGACGUGAUCCAGGUGUUAGCCAAGGUGAAUGAAGAAUGGUUGGAAGGAGAGUGCAACGGGAAAGUGGGCAUUUUCCCCAUCUCCUUUGUGGAAGAAUGCACUGCCAAAGACCCCGGAAGCCAAAGCAGAGAAGUCUAGGCAGAUUGAGGAAGUACAAAAGGUUCGGGAGGGGCCGAAGGUAUCACGGAAUUUUACUCUGACAAUAAACCGCGCCCUCGCUAAAAGUCACCGUACUGAGGAAUUACCCCUCCCCAAAUCCCUUGUAAAAGUAUCACCCUCCUCUCAAAGUCCUGAUGUCUCAUCUAACUGCAUUCACGAAGGGAUCCGAUCGCUCUGGGCCACUCUAGCGACACUUCCUUUUCCUGCUUCGCUCCCAGAUCCUGACGGGGUUAAGCGUCAAAAGACCGCAUCCAGAGGUUGGGGGGGAUGACUGCAUGGACCUGCCGGCCAUGCUGUUUAAGAGGAAACGGGGCACUCUUUACGUCAGAUUAACAGCACCUUCUAGUCCACAAAGCUCACUCGACAUAAUAAAGCAUGAUCCAAACCAAACUAUCUCGUUUAUCAUUUAACAGUACUGUCCACCUUUCAGAGAUUGUUUUACGCAAA
Messenger RNA from Tachyglossus aculeatus (Australian echidna), 2266 nucleotides. RefSeq names its product neutrophil cytosolic factor 2 (gene NCF2). Gene Ontology annotation, biological process: respiratory burst; phagocytosis; superoxide anion generation. Gene Ontology annotation, molecular function: superoxide-generating NADPH oxidase activator activity; protein binding. The record is from RefSeq and is a predicted model, not a curated record. Bases 200 to 1798 code for a protein of 532 amino acids. The transcript has 15 exons. NCBI's taxonomy places the organism in Eukaryota, Metazoa, Chordata, Mammalia, Monotremata, Tachyglossidae. Gene Ontology annotation, cellular component: NADPH oxidase complex.